GAAGGUGCAGGAGGCCUCGCCGGAAGGGCAGGUGGGAGGCCGGAAGGAAGAAGGCAGGUAGGCUGGCGGAGGGAGAGGCCUGGCUCGGCGCGCCUCCAGGCUGUUGUUUUUUCCUCCUCCUUCGGAGAAGCGACGCGGUCUCCGGGCUGAGGGAGCAGAAGUUGCAUACUGAAGAAGUGGGUUUUCAUGAUAACAUGUCCAAUGUUUCUGUGGAUAGAAGCACCAGACUGCAGGAGAUUAAGGAAGGGCUGCAGUUUAUACAGUCUACUUUGCCCUACCCAGGGACACAAGAACAAUAUGAGGUAUUCAUACGAGACCUUGUUAAAAACCUAUUUAAUGAAGGGAACGAUGCAUAUCGAGAUGGUGACUGGGAAGGAUCACUGAACCUCUACUCAGAAGCUUUAAAUAUAGCAGAUUAUGCCAAUUCUGAAGGAAUCCAUAUUGCUGAUGAAAUAUUAGAGAAACUGCAUGUUAACCGUAUAGCAUGUUAUUCACAAAAGGGAUUGCAUGAUAGAGUUCUAGAAGAUUGUGGGAUAAUUUUAAAACUGAAUGAAAACAAUUUCAGAGCACUCUACCGGAAAUCCAAAGCCUUAAAAGAACUGGGAAGAUACAGGGAGGCUUACGAUGCUGUUGCAAAAUGUUCCCUCUCAGUGCCGCAGGAUGAAAGUGUAAUAAAAUUAACUCAAGAACUUGCUCAGCAACUAGGAUUAAAAAUAAGAAAACCCUACGUUAGGGCAAAACCUUCCUCAAACUCUGUUUCUGGAGAAGUAUCAAAUAAGAGUUCAAACACGUCUAUAGAAGACAUCGAAUCAGAUUUUUCCAAUUGGAAGGAAAAGAUCCUUUCUUCCUCCUCCUCUUCCUCCUCUUCCAGUUUUACUCCUGAAGUGUCCGGUGACCUGGUUCCAUUACCGAUGGCAUCUCUGAUGGCCCUUCCGACAGAGAAGAGUUCUCUUUCUUCUGCCUCCCUGGCCAAUGGAGGAACCGUCUCUUUUUUAGAUUGGGGGGACGGAGAUGUUAUUGGAGACGAUAUAGAUGAAAUCCUGGAUUCGGUUUCUGAUCCUGGUGAAAGUGUCAUGCCGAGCACGGUCGUCAGAGGAGCCCUCCCAACGGCUACCAUUGCUCCCAGCAUCCCUUUCUCUACUCCGUUGUCGGUUGGGGCUGGAUAUGUCCCUGCAGCCUCUUUCCCUGAAAUGUAUUCCCAGCCCUUGGUUUCUGCCCUGGACUUCUGUUCCUCUUUAAGCACUUUCUCAAUCAGUGAUUCUAAAAGAGAUAUCUCCAAUUCAAUUUCUAGAGAUGUCACAUCGGCGCUGAAUUGUAGUUCUCCUCUUUCAAUUAUGAAUGGGCCUACAGGUUUGUUUGGGUCUGAAAACUACAUGGGGAUUUCAAGUCCUGCUCGAAGUGAAUAUUCAGGCAUGUUUGGCAGUGGGCCUGCUGCCAUCCCCAUAGGAGCUGCCCCAUCCUUAGUUGCAAGAAACCCACUAGAGAGCACACAUGAGCUAAAACAAGCCUGCCAGCUGUGUUUCAUCAAAACAGGUCCUAAAUUAUUGGAUUAUACUUACCAUCCCAGUCUAGAACACAAGUGUAAGAAGGAUAUUUUAAUAGGUAGAAUAAAGUCCUCUGAAGAUAAAUCAUGGAAAAAAAUACGGCCAAGGCCAACAAAAACACAGUAUGUGGGACCAUAUUAUAUAUGCAAAGACGUUGCUGCUGGAGAGGAGUGUAGAUACCCAGGCCACUGCACCUUUGCCUAUUGCCAAGAGGAGAUAGACGUGUGGACUUUGGAGCGCAAAGGGGCUUUCAGCCGUGAAGUGCUCUUUGGAGGCGACGGGAAGAUCAGCUUGACCGUCUCCCAGCUCCUUCAAGAGCAUCAUGGACUCUUCAUGUUCCUUUGUGAGAAAUGUUUUGAGCAUAAACCCAGAAUUAUAAGCAAAAGGAAUAAAGAUAACUCUGCUUCUUGUUCUCACCCUGCUAUGCACGACUUUGAAGAUAACAAGUGCCUUGUCCAUAUUUUGCGGGAAACGACAGUAAAGUAUUCCAAGAUACGACCUUUUCAUGUUCAGUGUCAGCUAGACCUGUGCAGGCACGAAGUUCGUUAUGGCUGUUCGCGGGAUGACGAGUGUUUCUAUGCUCACAGUCUUGUUGAGCUCAAAGUGUGGAUAAUGCACAAUGAGACAGGUAUUUCUCAUGAGGCUAUUGUUCAAGAAUCAAAAAAAUACUGGCAGAAUAUGGAGUCUAAUGUACAUGGAGCACAGGUUCUCAGCAACCAAGUGAAGCCUGGGUCUCUGAAGCUGAAUAUGAAGUUUGUGUGUGCUCAGUGCAGGAGAAAUGGCCAAGUUAUUGAGCCGGACAAAAAUAAAAAAUACUGUAGUGCAAAAGCAAGGCAUCCGUGGACCAAAGAUCGCCGAGUGGUGUUGGUGAUGUCCAAUGAGCGCAAGAAGUGGAUGACGAUUCGCCCCCUUCCCACCAAGAAGCAAGUGCCUUUGCAGUUUGAUCUAUGCAAUCAUAUUGCAUCAGGCAAGAAAUGUCAGUAUGUUGGGAACUGCUCCUUUGCUCACAGUCCCGAAGAGCGAGAAAUGUGGACCUAUAUGAAAGAGAAUGGUAUUCAAGACAUGGAGCAGCUCUAUGAAAUGUGGCUGAAGAGCCAAAAGCCAGAAAAGGGGGAGGAUCCAGCGACUCAAGCCAACAAGGAAAAUGGGAAGCAGAUUCACAUGCCAACAGAUUAUGCUGAAGUUACUGUGGAUUUCCAUUGCUGGAUGUGUGGGAAGAACUGCAACAGCGAGAGGCAAUGGCAAGGCCACAUCUCCUCGGAAAAGCACAAAGAGAAAGUAUUCCAUACAGAAGAUGACCAGAACUGCUGGCAGCAUCGCUUCCCAACAGGCUAUUUCAGCAUUUGCGAUAGGUAUAUGGCUGGUACGUGUGUGGAGGGAAACAACUGUAAAUUUGCACAUGGACCAGCUGAGCUCCGUGAAUGGGAAGAGCGGAGACAUGUUCUAAGAAUGAAACUCAGCAAAGCCAGAAAAGACCACUUGAUUGCUCCGAAUGAUAAUGACUUUGGAAAAUAUAGUUUUUUGUUUAAAGAUUUAAACUAACACUAUAACAAUGCAUUUGUGUUGCCAGAUGGAAGCAUAAAAUCAGAAUUUGACAAUAAUCAAAAGCAUGUGACCGAAGCUGCAGAUUUUCUGCUUUUAUUGGCCUGUCUUGUUCCUCCUGAAGAACAAAAUGUAGUAGAUGUGUAGCGAGGGGGGGAGUCAGCAGGUCUGUCUGUGCUCUCAUGAAACAGAAUGGUGAAGUCCUAAUAAAAACACAGCCUGAAGUCUUAAUGUGCGUAUUCACCUUCUGUUGGACAGAAGAAAGUUGGAAAAUAGCAGGAGGGGGGUGUUGUGAUGUCUGGGGAGCCUCUAGCGUUGGUCCUUCAGCUGAAACUUUUUAUGGUAAGCUUCUUAAGAACAGAUGCCUCAGGCUCAAGAAAAUGAUGGAUGGAAAUUCUUCAGAUGUUUUAAUGGAGAGGAUUUGUUUAAAACAAGUUUGCUAUUUAUCUCUAUGUAGGUUGCUUAAUAAAAGAAUUUUCUUAUUAAAAAAGAUUUUAAGCAAAAUAACCAUUUAACUACAAUAUAUGUUGAAUGGGGUAUUUUUCUCUAUUUGUAUGUUUCAAUAUAAUUUACUGAAAAGGAUCUUGGAAGAAAGACACGUAUUACUUUUUGAAAAUCAAGUAGUUUAAAAAUUUGUUUCUUGAUCUUUGCUGUUUAAAUGAUGAUUUUGAAAGAUUCCACUUGUAUGUCAGUAUUGUGUAUUGUAUGGACCAAUAUUGCCUGUAAUAAAGAUAACUUUACAUAAA
Messenger RNA from Hemicordylus capensis (graceful crag lizard), 3832 nucleotides. RefSeq names its product zinc finger CCCH-type containing 7A (gene ZC3H7A). Gene Ontology annotation, molecular function: metal ion binding; protein binding; miRNA binding. Lineage: Eukaryota; Metazoa; Chordata; Lepidosauria; Squamata; Cordylidae. Gene Ontology annotation, biological process: miRNA processing. The transcript is spliced from 23 exons. Bases 195 to 3086 code for a protein of 963 amino acids. The record is from RefSeq and is a predicted model, not a curated record.